Molecule: messenger RNA, 645 nt
Organism: Prunus armeniaca (apricot)
Lineage: Eukaryota; Viridiplantae; Streptophyta; Magnoliopsida; Rosales; Rosaceae
Source: the annotation of a GenBank genome assembly
AUGGUGUGUGUGAAGGCUGCCAAUUUGGAAAACAGCACAAAAAUGUUUUUCCAAAGAAUCAAGCUCAAAGAGCAAGCAUCUCACUUGAGCACCAAAUAUUUUAUGUUGAUCAUUGAUGACUUCACAAGGAUGAUUUGGCUCUAUUUCUUAAGAAACAAGUAUGAAGCUUUCAAUUGCUUCAAGAAAUUUAAAUCCAUGACUGAGUUGCAGUCUGGACACAAGGUGAAAUGUUUGAGGAGUGAUAGAGGUGGAGAAUUUCUAUCUUCUGAGUUUGUACAAUUUUGUGAAGAUCAUGACAUUCAAAGGCAGCUCACAAUGGCCUACACUCCUCAGCAAAAUGGAGUGGUAGAAAGGAAGAACAAAACAGUAGUUGAAAUGGCCAAAUGUCCUAACAAGGCCUUGAACAAUGUCACACCCUUUGAGGCUUAUAGUGGAAGAAAGCCUGGUAUUACUCAUCUAAAAGUCUUUGACUCCUUAUGUUAUGUUCAUGUGCCUAAUGAACUAAGGCAUAAACUCGAGCUUAAGAGUGUGAAAGGAGUGUUUGUGGGAUAUGCAACUUGUGAGAAAGGAUAUAGGAUCUUUGAUCCAAUCUCCAAGAAACUUACAUUGUCAAGAGAUGUCACCUUUGAUGAAGAGGGAUCUUAG